AUGAUCCGGUGCGUGCUUUUUACGAUCGCAUCGUUGAAUCUCUUAAGCCUUGUCAGCUCGUCAUCAUUUACAUUCGAGCUUCCAGAUGGUGAGACUCGGUGCUUCUACGCUGUUAUUAAGAAGGAUGAAGGUACCACAGUUGAAUUUCAGGUUACAUCCGGUGGGAACUUUGAUAUUGACGUAACACUUCGAGACCCCUUUAAAAAUGUUGUUAAAGUCCUUCAACGCGAGCAGUACGAUUUCUUCGAAUAUACGGCCAAAGUGGAUGGCGAAUAUGAGCUGUGCUUUAGUAACGAGUUCUCAUCGGUCACUCACAAGAUAGUUUAUAUGAAUUGGGAGUUGGAAUCCGAGAAGUCAAAUCCGAUUGGGGAUGCACCACUAACCAUGGUGGAUAGCACAAUGUACGCCAUCCAUGAGAACCUCAAAAAUGCCGCAGCGGCGCAGACAAGAGUGCGUCUGCAGGAAGCCACCUCGCGUAGUUUUGUGGAAGCACUGAAUGAACGCGUCACCUGGGGCUCCUUCAUCCAUGUUAUCGUCAUUCUUGUUGUUGCUGUAGGUCAAGUCUACCUCCUUCGGUCCCUUUUCAACUCGCCCUCCAGUCUGGCUACUGGUGUUUCUGGUAAAACUAGGAUUAUGCCUACUGUGGGUUAUUAA
Hydatigera taeniaeformis is the source of this 654-nucleotide messenger RNA. Lineage: Eukaryota; Metazoa; Platyhelminthes; Cestoda; Cyclophyllidea; Taeniidae. The record is from the annotation of a GenBank genome assembly.